Molecule: messenger RNA, 4293 nt
Organism: Venustampulla echinocandica
Lineage: Eukaryota; Fungi; Ascomycota; Leotiomycetes; Helotiales; Pleuroascaceae
Product: putative chromatin structure-remodeling complex subunit snf21
Exons: 3
Coding region: 1-4293 (1430 amino acids)
Biological process (GO): positive regulation of transcription by RNA polymerase II
Cellular component (GO): nucleus
Molecular function (GO): ATP binding; ATP-dependent chromatin remodeler activity; DNA binding
Source: RefSeq, a predicted model, not a curated record
AUGGCUUCCGUCCAGACGGCCCCCGCCGCUCAGCAACCGGGGCCAUCUGCGCCUUCGGCACAACAGUUGAACAUCAGAGAUGCUCUAAUGAAAUACAAACAGAUGAAGGAAUCGGGCGUUUCAGAGAAGGAUCCCGAAUUUCAAAAAGUUCAUCAAAUGCUCACCAGCCUCCAACAACAGCGACUCUAUCAGCAGCAGAGAGCCGCCUUUGCUCAACAACAACAGAUGUUAAGCCAACAACAAAAUUCCGCCAGCCCAGCUGCGAAUGGCAUCAAUGGCACACGCCUCGCGGCGCCUGCGAGCAAUAACACCCCGGCCGCCACCCAAGCCCCAGCUACCACAUCACUCGGCCCAUCUGCCAUCUCGGCCACCGCUCCUCCCUCAGCGGCACCGAAAGGAGCAGUUCAACGGUCAGCACCAGUCGGCAGCGGAUACUUCUCUCCAGAGCAGCUGAACACUCUCAAACACCAAAUAUCUGCCUUCAAGUGUUUGACGAAAAAUAAUGGCAUCCCACAGGCUCUGCAACAACAACUGUUCACUGCUCAGCGGAAGAGAUUCUCCCAGAGCGCCGACCAGCAUCUCGCAACACCAGCACGCGCCGCCGAUGAUGCUCAACCUGCAGCCAACGAGCCAGAGGCCUCCACCAAGGAUAAAGAUGCUGUCGUCCAGAAACAACACCAAUACACCGGUUUCAAGUCGCCCCAUGCUGGUCUAUCUAGCCAGAUUAGCUACUCUGCCCAUAAAAAGCGGGAGAUGCGACCCAUGAUCCCCAGUACUAUGCCGUCCGGCGUUGAUAUCGAAAAGCUCCGAAACGAGCGAGAGAUCAUUUUAUAUAAUCGCAUGCAAUCCAGGCUAGCAGAACUUAAAGCCCUUCCCGCCAAUUUGAGCCACUUGGACGUCCGCAACGAUGAUUUGACACCAGAGGAUGGGUUAAAACGAAAAGCAUUGAUUGAGAUGAAGAUGCUUGCGCUGUAUCCAAGGCAGCGAGCCAUGCGGGAGCGGAUCGGGCGCCAGAUGAUCCAAUACGAUAAUCUAGCCAUGACCGCAAACCGAAGCCAUUAUAGGCGGAUGAAGAAGCAAUCGUUACGAGAGGCUCGCAUCACUGAGAAGCUCGAGAAGCAGCAACGUGAUGCCCGCGAGACCAGAGAGAAGAAGAAACACGCCGACUAUCUUCAAACGGUCCUGAACCAUGCCCGGGAAGUUAACCUGGCGGGGCAGAAUCAACGGCAGAAGAUGCUCAAGGUUGGACGUAACAUGGUGGCUCAGCAUCAAAUGAUCGAGAAGGAGGAGCAGAAGCGGAUAGAGCGAACCGCGAAGCAACGUCUCUUGGCUUUGAAAUCCAACGAUGAGGAAGCAUACUUGAAGCUUCUUGAUCAGGCUAAGGAUACUCGUAUCACUCAUCUUCUGAAACAGACCGACGGCUUCUUGUCGCAGCUCGCUGCCUCUGUCAAAGCACAACAGCGCAAGGCCGCUCAGCAUUAUGGAGAACAUGCCGAAGAAUUCCUAGCUGACGAAUCUGAAGAGGAUGAUGAAGAAGAGGAGCAAGAGACUCGCAAAAUCGAUUACUAUGCUGUGGCGCAUCGUAUCAAAGAAGAGGUUUAUGCGCAACCACAGAUGUUGGUUGGUGGCACCUUGAAAGAAUAUCAAUUGAAGGGUCUGCAGUGGAUGAUAUCGCUUUAUAACAACAAUCUCAAUGGUAUUCUUGCUGAUGAGAUGGGUCUCGGUAAAACCAUCCAAACGAUCAGUCUGAUUACCUACCUCAUUGAGAAGAAGAAGCAGAGUGGACCGUUCCUGGUUAUUGUGCCUUUGAGUACAUUGACCAAUUGGAACUUGGAAUUUGAGAAAUGGGCUCCAUCAAUCUCGAGAGUCGUAUACAAAGGACCACCACAGGUUCGAAAGCAGCAACAGCAGCAACUUCGUUAUGGUAACUUCCAGGUGUUGUUGACAACCUAUGAAUACAUCAUUAAGGAUAGACCCGUUCUGAGCAAAAUCAAAUGGAUUCAUAUGAUCAUCGAUGAGGGUCAUCGUAUGAAGAAUUCAUCCUCCAAACUCAGUGCUACCCUGACCCAAUACUACACUACCCGUUACCGUCUCAUUCUCACCGGAACCCCACUCCAGAACAACCUCCCGGAACUGUGGGCUUUGCUCAACUUCGUCCUUCCAACAAUCUUCAAGUCCGUGAAAUCGUUCGACGAAUGGUUCAAUACACCUUUUGCGAACACCGGCGGUCAAGAUAAGAUGGAACUUACUGAAGAAGAACAAAUUCUUGUUAUCCGUCGUCUCCAUAAAGUCCUACGCCCGUUCCUGCUUCGUCGUCUCAAAAAGGAUGUCGAGAAAGAUCUGCCCGACAAGACUGAGAAGGUCAUUAAAUGCAAGUUCUCUGCAUUGCAAGCUCGCCUUUACAAGCAAAUGGUCACUCACAACAAGCUUGUUGUUAGCGACGGUAAAGGUGGAAAGACUGGUGCUCGUGGUCUCAGCAACAUGAUCAUGCAGUUGCGGAAGUUGUGCAACCAUCCCUUCGUCUUCGAUGAGGUAGAGAACCAAAUGAACCCUUUGAAUACCAGCAAUGACCUGCUUUGGCGAACAGCUGGCAAAUUCGAGCUUCUUGACCGCAUUCUUCCAAAGUACCACAGAACCGGCCACAGAAUUCUGAUGUUCUUCCAAAUGACUGCAAUCAUGGAUAUCAUGGAGGACUUCCUGCGAUACCGUGGGAUGCAAUUCUUGAGAUUGGACGGUACGACAAAGUCUGACGAUCGAUCCGAGCUUCUUCGAGAGUUCAAUGCUCCAAAUUCUCCAUAUUUCAUGUUCUUACUUUCUACUCGUGCUGGUGGUUUGGGUCUCAAUCUCCAGACCGCUGAUACUGUCAUCAUCUAUGAUUCUGAUUGGAAUCCUCAUCAGGAUUUGCAGGCCCAAGAUCGUGCGCAUCGUAUCGGACAGAAGAACGAGGUUAGGAUCCUGCGACUCAUCAGUUCCAAUUCGGUUGAAGAGAAGAUUCUGGAGCGGGCCAAAUACAAGCUUGACAUGGAUGGUAAAGUUAUUCAAGCAGGUCGGUUCGACAACAAAUCUUCCGAAACAGAUCGUGACGCAAUGCUUCGUGUUAUGUUGGAGACCGCCGACGCUGCUGAGACGUUGGAACAGGAGGAGAUGGACGAUGAGGAUAUGAACAUGCUCUUGGCACGCUCCGAGGACGAACUUGUCAUUUUCAGGCAAAUGGAUGAAGAGAGAGCCAAGGACCCGACAUACGGCAACCUUCCUGGAAGCAAGCGGGUGCCACGUCUCAUGCAAGAGAAUGAGUUGCCGGAGAUCUAUAUGUCUGAUGGCAACCCAAUCGCCGACGAGCCGGUAGAAAUACAAGGUCGUGGUGCUCGUGAGCGGACCCGCGUUAAGUACGAUGACGGUCUGACCGAGGAGCAAUGGGUCAUGGCUGUUGAGGAUGAUGAAGACUCUCCAGAAGCCGCGGCUGCCAGGAAGCAGGCUCGGAAAGAACGACGAGAACAGAAUAGGCUCAAGGGAAUUGGUCCACCAGGUUCCAUGGAUAAUUCCCCAUCGGGUAGUCGUGAAACCACCGAGGAGCCUGAACCUGAACCAACACCAAAGAAGAGUCGAUCAGCUCGGAAGCCUGGGAAGGGCGACAAACGAAAAGCUGAAGAUGAUGAUGAAGCACCGCCAGCCAAGCGAAAGCGCGGUGGACCAAGCCGUCCUAAAAUCGCGGCGGCAAACGGCGAAGUUAGCGCUAAAAACCGAGCUGUUCUUCAGGCUAGUCUUCGGAGUGUCUUUGAUUCAUUAAUGAAUUUGGAAUCGGCCCCUGAAUCUGGUUCGGACGAUGACGACGAAGAAGAUGAGAGACGCCUCAUCAUUGGGCCAUUCGUUGCGUUACCACCAAAGAAAGACUUCCCCGAUUAUUACAUGAUCAUCAAGGAACCAAUUUCCAUGAAAAUGAUCGAAAAGAAGAUCAAGAAGGAGGAAUACUCAAGUCUUAAUGAUCUGAAACGAGAUAUCCAGACACUUUGUAUGAACGCGAAAACAUACAAUGAGGAUGGCAGUCUAAUCUUUGUUGAUGCCGUCGCCAUUGAAAAUGCCUGCGAAUCUCGCAUCCGUGAAGAGCUCAUAGACCACCCUGAGCUAGGUGAUUUCGAUGAUUCUUCCCGCAACGGCGGCUCAACCGCUCCUACGACCAAUGCUGGUACCCCGUUACCGGCUGCACCUUCGAGCGGGAAGAUAAAGCUUACUUUUAACAAUUCUCAAUACGCGAAUGGUGGGAGCAGUGGUGUACAAAGCGAUGAUGAUGACUAG